Cladophialophora carrionii CBS 160.54 is the source of this 1119-nucleotide messenger RNA. RefSeq lists its product as uncharacterized. The coding region runs from base 1 to 1119 and encodes 372 amino acids. The transcript has 3 exons. The record is from RefSeq and is a predicted model, not a curated record. Lineage: Eukaryota; Fungi; Ascomycota; Eurotiomycetes; Chaetothyriales; Herpotrichiellaceae.
AUGUCCGGAGACCUGUGCACUGAUUGUCCAGCCACCAGCUCGGGACUAGGUGAAAGAGGUGCUCAUCUGGUGAUCCCGUCCCUGAUUGCUCCUACCAUCGCAUUCCUGCUUGUGGCAAACCGAAUUUAUUGGCGGCUGAGGAUGCUCGUCCGAUUCGGCCUGGACGAUGUGUCCGCCAUUCUGUCCAUGACAUUUCUAACAGUACAAUGCGCCUGUUCGAUAGCUGCGGUCGACCAUGGGUAUGGCAGACCAUUCGCGACCCUGAGUGAACAGCAUGCUGCUCAGGCUUUGAAGUGCUUCUUCCUCCUACAGAUAUUCUACAAACUCACCAUCAACUUUACGAAACUAUCCAUACUUUUCCUUUAUCUCCGGAUUUUCACCGAGCAUUUCUGGUUCCGACGAGUCUGCCACACUCUCAUAAUCCUUGUGAUGGGAGCUUGCGUGUGUUUGACCAUCGCCACCAUAUUUCAAUGUAAUCCAGUGUCUCGAGCUUGGCAUCGCUGGGGUGGAAGUGGCACGUGUGUCGAUAUUGGUGCACUCUGGUACAGUAACGCCAUCUACAACAUAAUGACCGACAUCGUCAUCGUCCUGAUGGUGCCGCCUGUCAUUUUUAAACUGAAGCUUCCACUGCGACAAAAGCUAGCCCUGACUUGCAUUUUCGGACUCGGCGUCAUUGUGUGUGCGGCCUCGGUCUCACGGUUGACCACUCUAUAUUCCUCGGCAUACGGUGACGACGUCACCGCAGGGACGUUGGUGUCGACAAUUUGGACAACGAUUGAAGCCGGCCUGGCUGUAAUCUGCACAAACCUACCAAUGCUGCGGACACCUCUCCAGCACUUCUUCCCCAGGCUCUUCCCUCCGCGAACGGGCACAACUCAAAUCUCAAGCAGGAGAGGAUCUCGACCAAGUUGUUGGAGUAACAGCGAAGGGCUCGCCUCUCCAGCGAUCUUGUUUCCGCCGCCCGUGCCGACUCGAGAUACGAACCUGUCGGGGCAGUUACGAGCAGUUGCGAUUCCCAUGGCCAUGCCGAUGCCCAGGCAAGCCGAUCUUCACGAAGAGAAUUCGGGCGAACGUCGUCGCGACGUGAACAUCCGUUCACUCAUCGGUCCAGCGGUGUAG